This is a messenger RNA of Adineta steineri, 1197 nucleotides long. The record is from the annotation of a GenBank genome assembly. NCBI's taxonomy places the organism in Eukaryota, Metazoa, Rotifera, Eurotatoria, Adinetida, Adinetidae.
AUGGUGUCAGAAGAAUUCUUAAAUAUAUUUCGUCGAAUAGUGGCAAUACUUUGUUGUAUAUUUGGAUUACCAGGAAAUAUUUUAACAAUAAUUGUUUGUAUAAAAGCACUUUAUAUUCGAACAAAUCAUUUUCAACGAAAAGUAUUUCAUUUAUAUCUCGUUGAAAUAUCUAUAUUAGACACAUGUCUAUUACUCUAUUGGAUUAUUGAAACAUUAUUAAAUUAUCUUCAUGAGAUAAAACGAAUUGAAUUUUUAUCUUUAAUGCAUAUAUCACCAUUUUCAUGUUAUUUUUAUUAUAUGUUCAAUCGUAUAUGUGCUGCACUUUGUUCUUGGCUUUUAACAUGUUUUACAUUUAUACGUUUUAUUAAUAUAUUUCAUCAAUUUAAUACAAUUAAAUCGAAUAUUAUACUUUUAACAUCACUUAUUAUUAUAUUUUCAUUAGCAAAUAGUUACUCAUUUCUUGUAUUAGAAUAUAAUCCGGAACAAAAAUUUAAUAAAACACAAAAAAAUAAUGCAACUACUAUUGAUUAUACAACAAUAUGUAGUAUACGUUCAGAAUAUGCUAAUGAUAAUUUAACAUUAUUAAUGAAUAUACUUAUUGCUGGUGUUUUAAGUUUAGCUAUACCAUCAAUAUUAAUUUUAAUUGUUAAUGUAACUAUUGUAUGUUUUAUACGACGUAUUUAUUCAACACAAGCUGAUGAUAAAGUUAAACGUCGUUCGGAUAUAACAAAUUAUCAUUCAACACGUUCAACAUUACUUGUUAUAUCAAUGACAUAUGUAUUAUUUUAUAUACCAUAUUUAAUUUUUAAUUUUCUUAUGAUUGUAUCAGAAGAUCCCAAUGGAAUAGUACAUUAUUGGGCAGAAAUAACAUCUAUAUUUCGUCAUGUUAGUCAUUCAGUUAAUUUCUAUGCAUAUCUAUUUACAAGUCUGACAUUUCGUCAGGAAAGUUUAUUUUUUUUACGUUAUUUAUUUCGACCAUGUAUUUAUUUCAAAAAACGACAACAAUUUAAACAACGAAUUAAACGAUCACAACUUAUUAUUAUAGAUAAAAGCCCAUUACCAUUACCGCCUGUACCAUUACAUAGUUCAUUAAAUGGAAAAUCUCCUCAACAAGUCUAUAUUCGACGUGUAGAUCAAAUUAAUUAUAAUCAAGACGAACAAAACUUAAUUGGAAGAAAUAAUGAAACUUGGAUGUAG